AUGUUCAAACAUAAAUCAGCUUCAUUUCAUGAUGCAAGUAUUGACACCCAAUUGAAGUUCAAACCCCCAAAACCAGAAAUAAUCUCUAAUUCAACUAAAAGAAAUUCCGAAGUAUUUUCACACCCUCCUGAAUUAUUAGCCAAAUUGUAUUAAACCAAUAGACUCUUAGAAUAAAAUAUUAUAAAGCUAAAUGACGCUUAGUAAAAAUUAGCUUCAAAAGAGGAGGAAAUAUUAGAUUUGAAAUAAAAACUAAAAUGCUCAACUAAGGAUUUAAACGAAAGAAAUGAAAAAAUUGCAUAAUUAACAGAACAAUUAAAAGGACUAAAAGGAGAUAUCAGAAAACCUAGUUCUGAUAGAAGUAAUCAAGAGCUGAAAUCAAAAUUGCAUCAUGUUUCGCAACACAAUGAAGCUUUAUUUUAAGAUUAUCAAUCAGUGCUCAUACAGAAUUAAAAUUAUCAAUAACAAAUCAUCGAACUUCAAGACUAGUUAAAUUCAAUAUCUUACAGAUUAAGAGAAUCAGAACAAGCAAUAUAAUUGAUUAAAGAAACAGAAACAAAAGUUAAUUAUCUUGAAUUGGAUGUUGAUAGAUUAGAGGAAAAACAAAAAAAGUCAUUUCCAGAUAUGAUGAAAUAAACACAAUAACUCAAAAUCUAAUAUGAGACAAACAUACAAUUGCUGAAUUGUGGAGUAGAUUACAUAGCCUCUUAAUUCUAAAAAUCCAUAACCACAUUAACAAAGUAACUUUAGAUGGUUUAGAAAUUUUCUAAAAGAAAUGUAGUAUUGUCAGAGACUUAAUUAACCUUUUAUGGGUUAAAUACAUUGGCAUAAUAAACCAAUUCAAAAAGGGUGCAAACAAUCCUAUAAAAGAUGAAUAUCAGUGAGUCACUUUAAAGUUGGUUGGAAGGGAUUGUUACUUUUCUCAUGAUUAAUUGUCAGGAAAUUUUGUAAAAAGAAGUGGAUAAGAAAUUAGAAAAAUUGUCAAGGCAAAUUUAAUAAGUCCAUGAUAUGGCAAUUUAGUUAGCCACAUCUUACGAUUUUAUGAAAUUUGGAAGAAAUAAAUCCAACAACAUGAGUGCCUACAGUUAGAAGUCCAAUAGUUAUUGUUCAAGAAUGUAAGACAAAGAAAAUGAAGAAUAUAGUUAAAAUAUUAAACUUAAAGAUUUCUUAGAUUUGGCAUUAAUUAAAUUGGGUGAGCAUUUAGCUUAAAUCUAAUAAUUAAAUAUAGAAUUACAAGUUUCUAACUUUUAGAAUAAAUCUUCGAGGGAACUGCAAAUGGGCCUUAAGGAGUAACUGCAUUUGCAUGAAAAUUUGGCAAAUUAUCUCAAAAAGGAGUUGGUUUCAAUUAAAAAAGAAAUUUCUAGUCAUUCAUAAAGAGGAUAACUUAAGAAAUAUAGUUACAUGCCAAAAAUAAUAUGA
This is a messenger RNA of Paramecium tetraurelia, 1416 nucleotides long. RefSeq lists its product as uncharacterized. The transcript has 4 exons. Lineage: Eukaryota; Ciliophora; Oligohymenophorea; Peniculida; Parameciidae. The record is from RefSeq and is a predicted model, not a curated record.